Chrysochloris asiatica (Cape golden mole) is the source of this 576-nucleotide messenger RNA. It is a transcript of the gene IFNL1, whose product is annotated as interferon, lambda 1. The record is from RefSeq and is a predicted model, not a curated record. NCBI's taxonomy places the organism in Eukaryota, Metazoa, Chordata, Mammalia, Afrosoricida, Chrysochloridae. Gene Ontology annotation, biological process: positive regulation of immune response; defense response to virus; cell surface receptor signaling pathway via JAK-STAT. The coding region runs from base 1 to 576 and encodes 191 amino acids. The transcript has 5 exons. Gene Ontology annotation, molecular function: cytokine activity.
AUGGCUACAGCACAAAACCUGAUGCUGGUGGCUGUGAUGCUGGGUUUGGCAGGAGCAAGCCCUGUCCCCACUCCCAAACCUGACACAAUGAAGAGGGGCUGCCAUAUUGACAGGUUCAAAUCUCUGUCACCCCGGGAGCUGGAUACCUUCAAAAGGGCCAAGGAUGCAUUGGAAGAGUCACUCUUGCUGAAGAAAUGGAGCUGCAACUCCCAAAUCUUCCCAAGUACCUGGGACCUGAGGGAGCUUCCGGUGUGGGAACGCCCUGUGGCCUUGGAGGCUGAGCUGGCCCUGACACUGAAGGUCCUGGGGAAUGUGGACAACUCAGCUCUGGGGCCCAUCCUGGACCAGCCCCUUCAUACGCUGCACCACAUCCAUUCUGAGCUCCGGGCCUGUGUCUCUGCUCAACCCACAGCAGGUCCCAAGACCCGGGGCCGCCUCCACCGCUGGCUGCACCGGCUCCAGGAGGCCCUGAGGAAGGAGUCCCAAAACUGCCUUGAGGCCUCUGUCACAUUCAACCUCUUCCGCCUGCUCAUACGGGACCUGAAAUGUGUUGCCAGCGGAGACCAGUGUGUCUGA